Messenger RNA from Adineta steineri, 1008 nucleotides. The record is from the annotation of a GenBank genome assembly. Lineage: Eukaryota; Metazoa; Rotifera; Eurotatoria; Adinetida; Adinetidae.
AUGGUUCGUCGUAACAGAGAUUCCGAUGAUAAUGAACGUCCAGCACGUCGUAAACAAUUUAAACGACCUGGAAACGAAGAUAAUGAAACACCAGCUCCAGUAAAUCCAUCAGGAACUUUAGACAUUCGUAAUAAAAUGAUUCGUCAGUUAAUGUAUGCGAAAUUAAAACGUUCAAAAUCGAAAACUAAAUUACAAGAACGUAAAGCAAGACAAAAAUCAGGUGAACCAAAAGAAGAACCAAAAACAAUUGAAAAAAAACGUAAACGUGAUGAAACAUGGGUCGAUGAAGAUGAUCAAGAAGCACUUGAUGAUAUAACAAAUGAUGAAUUAAACAAUUAUUUCACACGAAAAGCUGAUGGAAGUCAACCAAAAUUAUUGCUAACAAGUCAAGAAGGUUUUCCAACAUCAUUUACAAAUAAAUUUCUUAAAGAACUAGCAAGAGUUCUACCAAAUACAACAUAUUUUCAACGGCGACAUCAUCCUAUUAAACGAAUUAUUAAAAAAAUGAAUAAAUUAGAUUAUACAGAUUUACUUGUUAUCAAUGAAGAUCAUGGUAAACCAUGUACUCUAUAUAUAUCUCAUUUACCUGAAGGACCAACAAUGAAAUUUCGUUUAACAAGUGCUAAGUUAUCAAAACAAUUACGUUCAAAUCGUGGUAAAUCAUGUGCUAAAUUAACUAUUCGACCUGAAAUUAUUCUUAAUAAUUUUAAUACACGUAUUGGUAUACGUGUUGGUCGUCUUUUAGCAGCAUUAUUUCCUCAUGAUCCACAAUAUAAACAUCGUCAUGUGAUUACAUUUCAUAAUCAACGUGAUUUCAUAUUCUUUCGUCAUCAUAUGUACUUAUUUAAGAAUGAUAAAAAAGUUGCUUUACAAGAAUUAGGACCACGAUUUACAAUCAAACUUAAAACAAUUCAACGUGGUACAUUUGAUGCAGUGUAUGGUGAAUAUGAAUGGAUGCAUAAACCAAAACAUAAAAUGGAUACAGAAAGAGCAAAAUUUUUUCUGUAA